GAGCCGGCCGCGGCCUGCAGAGAAAUCCCGGAGCGUGUGGAAAGUGCGAGCGCGGAAGCUCCGGCGCGAGGGGCGGGGCGAGCGCGGGACAAAGGGAAGCGAAGCCGGAGCUGCGGGCGCCUUUUCGGCCCGCGGUGUCUCAGAUUCAUUCUUAAGGAACUGAGAACUUAAUCUUCCAAAAUGUCAAAAAGACCAUCUUAUGCCCCACCUCCCACCCCAGCUCCUGCAACACAAAUGCCCAGCACACCAGGGUUUGUGGGAUACAAUCCAUACAGUCAUCUCGCCUACAACAACUACAGGCUGGGAGGGAACCCGGGCACCAACAGCCGGGUCACGGCAUCCUCUGGUAUUACGAUUCCAAAGCCUCCAAAGCCACCAGAUAAGCCGCUGAUGCCCUACAUGAGGUACAGCAGAAAGGUCUGGGACCAAGUAAAGGCUUCCAACCCUGACCUAAAGUUGUGGGAAAUUGGCAAGAUUAUUGGUGGCAUGUGGCGAGAUCUCACUGAUGAAGAGAAACAAGAAUAUUUAAACGAAUACGAAGCAGAGAAGAUAGAGUAUAAUGAAUCUAUGAAGGCCUAUCAUAAUUCCCCUGCAUACCUUGCAUAUAUUAAUGCAAAAAGUCGUGCAGAAGCUGCUUUAGAAGAAGAGAGUCGACAGAGACAGUCUCGCAUGGAGAAAGGAGAACCUUAUAUGAGCAUUCAGCCUGCUGAGGAUCCAGAUGAUUAUGAUGAUGGCUUUUCAAUGAAGCAUACAGCCACUGCCCGUUUCCAGAGAAACCACCGCCUCAUCAGUGAGAUCCUCAGUGAAAGCGUGGUACCUGAUGUGCGGUCGGUUGUCACAACAGCUAGAAUGCAGGUCCUCAAGAGACAGGUCCAGUCUUUAAUGGUUCAUCAGCGAAAACUAGAAGCUGAACUUCUUCAGAUAGAGGAACGACACCAGGAAAAGAAGAGGAAAUUCCUGGAAAGCACGGAUUCCUUUAACAAUGAACUUAAAAGGUUAUGCACUCUGAAGGUGGAAGUAGACAUGGAGAAAAUUGCAGCUGAAAUUGCACAGGCUGAGGAACAGGCCCGCAAAAGGCAAGAGGAGAGGGAGAAGGAGGCAGCAGAGCAAGCCGAACGUAGUCAGGGCAGCAUCGCCCCUGAGGAAGAGCAAGUGGCGAACAAAGCCGAGGAGAAGAAGGAUGAGGAGAGCAUCCCUAUGGAGACAGAGGAGACACACCUGGAAGAAACGACAGAGAGCCAACAGAAUGGUGAAGAAGGCACUUCUACUCCUGAGGACAAGGAGAGUGGGCAGGAAGGGGGUGACAGCAUGGAGGUAGAAGGGACCAGUGAUAGUAAUACUGGCUCAGAGAGCAACAGCGCAACAGUAGAGGAACCACCCACAGACCCCAUGCCCGAAGAUGAGAAGAAGGAAUAAAUGUUGCCUUGUUUUAUGUGUCCUAAAACUUUUUUAAAUGAAAAAACAAGUUGCUUUUUUUUUUUUUUGGUUUUAAUGGUGUUAUGUGGUCUGUGUAUUAAUUAUUUCCUUUUCCAUUGAUACCACCAAAGUCUCUCCAACUAUCAACAUCAUAGCCUAAUGUCAGGCCCGUACGUUUCUUAGCUUUCUGGAAAUGGCCCUUUCCCUUUGGAUACUGUUGGUAGCUCUCAACUUGUGAAGCCUCAGAACCGAAAUAAUCCAGAAUUAUCUUUGAUGCUGCAGAAUCUACUCUUACAAAUGCCUUCCUUCAUCUCACUUGGGUGCCCACCAGAGCCAUAGCUUUAACCCUUCCCAGCCCUGUCCAUCUUGUGUCCUUGUAGAGAGGGCCCUCUUGAGAACAUCAUGUGAAUGUUUGUUCACUUACCCUUUUUAUUUCUAAUGUCAGAUACCAGGAGUUCUCCUACAGGGUAGAAUGUCCUGAAACUAACUACUGCUGCAGAAACGUCUCCAUGGUAGAGUAGUUACUGGUGUGAGGUCAUUAAAGCGAGCACAGCAUGUGCACGUUAUCUGUAGUGCUUUUCAUUCUAGUUGAUACAGGAUGUGUCCUGGGAAAUUCAUCCUUACUGUACAGGGGUAAAGAAAUGCGUUUUUACCAUGUUGGUUUUCCAAAGACAUGAUAGACAACGGAGCUUAAGGGAUGGUCUAAGAAUGGACCACAUACUUCAGAGUGAUAACCCAGUCAGAAGAAAACAGGAAUGAAGUUUAUCCACUUGAACAUACUUUACAGUGAUGAAACCUCAAGGCUUGAGAUUCCAUAGAUCACAGCCUACCUUUUUGAUAAGCCCUUAUUAGUCUUAGAGACCAGAAACAAGAUAGUUUGUAGUAUGUGCUUCCUAAAACCUAGGAUAGAUUUUUACUGAAUAGUGGUAUAUAUGAUGGUAUAUGUUUCUUAAAGGUCCAAACAUAAUAAAGAAAUGAAGACAAA
Molecule: messenger RNA, 2401 nt
Organism: Mesocricetus auratus (golden hamster)
Lineage: Eukaryota; Metazoa; Chordata; Mammalia; Rodentia; Cricetidae
Gene: Smarce1
Product: SWI/SNF related, matrix associated, actin dependent regulator of chromatin, subfamily e, member 1
Exons: 11
Coding region: 181-1416 (411 amino acids)
Biological process (GO): negative regulation of DNA-templated transcription
Cellular component (GO): SWI/SNF complex
Molecular function (GO): nuclear receptor binding; nucleosomal DNA binding
Source: RefSeq, a predicted model, not a curated record